UGUGACUUUUGAUGCCCAUGUGGUGUUUGCAAACAUAAAAUGUUUUGGCGUGGAUGAUGCAUUUUCCUUUAAACUCGAAAUGGAAUUGACGUUCUCUGUCAUUGUACAGUUUGCAUUCAUACGCUACGUUUAUUCCGAGAGACACCGUCUCCAGUUCGAUUACACUGUCCUCACCAAACCUGAUGGGUUCUCCGGUCCUGUGUUCAGUGCAGUGGGUCUGUAUGAUGACAGACAGAUCUCUCACUACAGUAAUGAAGAACAAAAUUGGAAAAGAGACUCUUCAGAUGCAGAAAUCUGGAGAUAUACUGAAGAACCUCAAGAUUCUAAAGACCGGUUAACAAAUCUGGCCAGCACUCUGGUGAACUGCACAAGCUCCAGAUGUGAUGGCCUCCAUACUCUACAGAGGAGAAUCGGCUGUGAGGUGGAAAAACAUCCAGAUGGAUCAGUGAUGAAUGUAGAUGCAUUUGAUGAGUAUGGACAUGAUGGAGAGGAUUUUAUUGCCUUUGAUACUGACACAAUGCAAUGGAAGGAUAAAAGUCCAAAAGCUAAAGAAACCAAAAUGAAAUGGGACACUGACAGAUUUCGCAAUCAGUAUCUCCAGUCAUACCUCAACAACUGCAUGCACUGGAUCUCCACAUUUAAUGCGUCAAUACACACUCCUCCAGCUCUUUACAUGUUUGCAUCUGAAGUUCCUCAUGACCAAAGCAAGCUGAUUCUGACCUGUCUGGCCACUGGUUUCCACCCCAAACACAUAGAGAUGAACGUCACACAAAACAACAUCACACUCCAACCAUUCAGCUCUACUGGAGUCAGACCCAACAAUAACCAGACCUUUCAGAUGAGAACCAGUGUGGAGAUAAACAGAGAUGAGAAACAGAGUUAUGAGUGUCACGUCCUUCACAGCAGUCAGAUAUUUACAGCAUUAUGGGAUGGAAAUCUGGAAUCUAGAAGUCAUCAUUGGGCAGCAGUAGCUGCAGGUGCUUUUGCAAUUGUGGUUCUAUGCAUCAUGUCUUUAAUCUACAAAAACAGAAGGUUAAAUGGCUAGUUGCACUAUAAUAGUUCCACCACAGAACAUUGUGAGAACAUCAACUCAGGGUCAGCAGAUCUUCUGACUGCAAGUGAUUCACAUGAGAGCAGUGAAUCAGAAACACUGGUACAGGUGAUUCAUGGAUCUCCACUUUACGUUAAUGUUUUUUAAACACGAAAAACAGUUCAUUAUGCUCAUUCAUUUUUAACUUUAUUUUUUUUCUACUUGGCCUUUUCAUUAGGAUUACAGGCCAAACUCAAAUUUACACAAGAAAUUAUAUAGACAUUUUAACAGUAAUACAUACAGAUCUAUUAUGUAUUGAUGUAACAUAAUUAUUAUGUAUAAUUUCUUUUUAAAUUUUAAAAGCUUUCAGACUACAGUUUUUCUCAAUGGCUUUGGCUCAGUUCUCAAAUUAUUUUUUUUUUUUUUUUUUCUUAAAACAAUAAGUUCAGAUGUCUGAACAAUUAAUUUCUUGUUCACAUCAGAUUUCUUGCACAAUAACUAAAUGCACAAAAAAA
Labeo rohita (rohu) is the source of this 1545-nucleotide messenger RNA. Its product is annotated as zinc-alpha-2-glycoprotein-like. The coding region runs from base 80 to 1045 and encodes 321 amino acids. The record is from RefSeq and is a predicted model, not a curated record. Gene Ontology annotation, cellular component: external side of plasma membrane. The transcript is spliced from 6 exons. Gene Ontology annotation, biological process: immune response. Lineage: Eukaryota; Metazoa; Chordata; Actinopteri; Cypriniformes; Cyprinidae.